Drosophila serrata is the source of this 873-nucleotide messenger RNA. RefSeq lists its product as uncharacterized. The record is from RefSeq and is a predicted model, not a curated record. Lineage: Eukaryota; Metazoa; Arthropoda; Insecta; Diptera; Drosophilidae.
UUACAAUUCAGAAUUCAAUUGUUUCAGGGUCGAACACACGUUCGUUCCUCCUGAAAAAUUUGUUCAAAAUUCUCUUCAAAAUUGUUUUUUCCAAAUUUUGUUGUUUUUAAUUUUGGUUGUAAUUGUUUAUCUUAAGAAAAUGUUUAUAAAAUCCGGUUUAUUUCUUGGACGAUGCACAAAAGGCUGCCUUUCCAGCCACAUCUUGCGUCCCAACUUCUUGGUUCGUUCUCAUCAUUUGGCCAAUUUCAAAAAUGCAGGCAUCCAAGACCAACGCCUUGGACGCCGCAUUGAUUCUCCGAAGAAACUGGAAGAUGGCUCCAUCGGAAUUAUCCAUGUUCAGGGACAAGAAUCUGCCAAUCUCGUCAAUCCUAUGCAACGCAGAUUCCUAAACGAUCUGGAGCUUCAGCAGAACCGUUGGUUAAAGGAGGAAAAGAAGAACCAGGACGAUCUCGGAAGCCUAACCAAGCAGAUUACCAUGUCCGCCGGUGCCAAAGAUAAGGGCAAGUCCAAAGGCGGCAAGGGCGAUGACAAAAAGAAGAAAGAAGCUGCUGAAAAGAAAAAGUGCGCUGAAAUGGAACUAAAGCAGAAAUGCGCGGAUGCGGCCAAAAAGGCAGAAGCCGACAAGAAAAAGAAGGAAGAGGAAAAGAAGUGUCAGGAAUUGGCUGAUAAGGAAAUGUGCGCCAAAAUGGCCGGAAUUGAAACGGAUCCCUGCAAGAAAGAAAAAAAGGACAAGAAAGAAGGUAAAAAGAAAAAAGGGUAAUGUCACAGAAGUGCAAGGACUUAGCUGAGAAAGAUAAAUGUAGGAAAUUAGCCCAAGAAGAUGCAAUGAAGAAAGAGAUGGAAAAGUGCAAGGCUAUGGCUCAGAAGGAGAAA